Molecule: messenger RNA, 1800 nt
Organism: Rhineura floridana
Lineage: Eukaryota; Metazoa; Chordata; Lepidosauria; Squamata; Rhineuridae
Gene: SLC6A1
Product: solute carrier family 6 member 1
Exons: 14
Coding region: 1-1800 (599 amino acids)
Biological process (GO): neurotransmitter transport; sodium ion transmembrane transport
Cellular component (GO): cell surface; plasma membrane; axon
Molecular function (GO): gamma-aminobutyric acid:sodium:chloride symporter activity
Source: RefSeq, a predicted model, not a curated record
AUGGCAACCAAUGGAACAAAAGUAGCUGAUGGACAGAUCUCCACAGAACUCAGUGAUGCCUCAAUCACCAAUGAUAAGCCUAAGACACUGGUAGUGAAGGUGCAGAAGAAAAAAGGAGAUAUUCCAGACAGAGACACUUGGAAAGGAAAAUUUGACUUUCUUAUGUCCUGUGUUGGUUAUGCAAUUGGCUUAGGGAAUGUGUGGCGGUUUCCAUACCUUUGUGGAAAAAAUGGAGGAGGCGCAUUCCUGAUUCCAUAUUUCCUCACUUUAUUUUUUGCUGGAGUUCCCCUAUUUCUUUUGGAAUGUUCGCUUGGCCAAUACACGUCCAUAGGAGGUCUUGGAGUUUGGAAGCUUGCUCCAAUGUUCAAAGGUGUGGGACUAGCUGCUGCUGUCCUGUCCUUCUGGCUUAAUAUUUAUUACAUUGUUAUUAUUUCCUGGGCUAUAUAUUACUUAUAUAACUCUUUCACCACAACUCUUCCAUGGAGCCACUGUGAUAACCCCUGGAACACUGACCACUGUUUCUCAAAUUACAGUAUAACAAAUACUACCAACAUGACAAGUGCUGUUUUGGAAUUCUGGGAACGCAAUAUGCACCAAAUGUCAGAUGGAUUGGAAAAACCAGGCCCGAUCCGUUGGCCAUUAGCAAUUACUCUAGCAAUUGCCUGGAUUUUAGUGUAUUUCUGCAUCUGGAAGGGGGUAGGCUGGACAGGAAAGGUAGUAUACUUCUCUGCCACAUAUCCAUAUGUCAUGUUGCUCAUCUUGUUCUUCCGUGGAGUUACAUUACCUGGAGCAAAAGAAGGCAUUUUAUUCUAUGUAACUCCUAAAUUUGAGAAGCUCUCUGACUCUGAGGUAUGGCUGGAUGCUGCCACACAGAUCUUUUUCUCCUAUGGUUUGGGUCUUGGCUCAUUGAUUGCUCUUGGAAGUUACAACCCUUUCAACAACAAUGUUUACAGGGAUUCCAUCAUAGUGUGCUGCAUAAACUCUUGCACCAGCAUGUUUGCCGGUUUUGUUAUCUUCUCCAUUGUUGGAUUCAUGGCUCAUGUCACCAAACGUCCUAUUGAAGAAGUUGCAAAAUCAGGUCCUGGGCUAGCAUUUUUAGCCUAUCCAGAAGCAGUAACACAACUUCCUGUCUCACCUUUGUGGGCAGUACUGUUCUUCUCCAUGCUGCUUAUGCUUGGAAUUGACAGUCAGUUCUGUACUGUUGAAGGAUUCAUAACAGCUCUGGUGGAUGAAUUUCCAAGGUUGUUACGAAGUCGAAGAGAAAUUUUCAUUGCCGUUGUGUGUAUCGUUUCCUAUCUGAUAGGACUGUCCAAUAUUACUCAGGGGGGACUAUAUGUGUUCAAGCUUUUCGACUAUUACUCUGCGAGUGGAAUGAGUCUCUUAUUUCUUGUGUUCUUUGAGUGUAUCUCCAUAUCGUGGUGCUAUGGUGUAAACCGAUUUUAUGACAAUAUCCAGGAGAUGGUUGGAUACAGACCCUGUAUCUGGUGGAAACUCUGCUGGUCUUUCUUCACUCCAAUCGUUGUGGCAGGUGUAUUUAUCUUCAGUGCUGUGCAAAUGACUCCUCUCACUUUAGGCGAUUAUGUGUUCCCCAAGUGGGGCCAAGGUGUUGGUUGGUUUAUGGCUCUGUCAUCUAUGGUGCUGAUUCCAGGCUACAUGGCAUACAUGUUCCUUACAUUAAAAGGCUCCCUAAAACAGCGAAUCCAGGUAAUGAUUCAACCAAGUGAAGACAUUACUCAUCCUGAAAAUGGACCUGAACAAGCUCAGCAGAGCAACUCUUCAAACAAAGAAGCAUAUAUAUAG